AUGAAGCCCAACCCAGCAGCCUCCUCCCCAGAGGCCUGCAAAGCUGCAGGACAGGUCCCAACACCGGCUCAACAGCGGAAGACUCAGGUCACCCCUGUGCAGGCCUCAAGGCAGAAGGCUGUGGUCACCGGAGGAGCAGGCUACCUGGGCUUCAGCCUGGGUUCCAGCCUGGCCAAGAGCGGCACUUCUGUGAUCCUGCUCGACCUCCGCAGACCCCAGUGGGAGCUGUGCCCAGGGACCGAGUUCGUCCAGGCUGAUGUCCGAAAUGCAGAAGCCCUGCACCGUACCUUCGAAGGCAUGGACUGUGUUUUCCACGUAGCCUCCUACGGAAUGUCUGGUGCUGAGCAGCUGCAAAAAGAGCAGAUCGAGUCUAUAAACGUUGGAGGCACCAAACUAGUGAUCGAUGCUUGUGUCCGCCAGCGGGUUCCAAGGCUUGUCUACACCAGCACUGUCAAUGUGGCAUUCGGCGGGAAGCCUAUAGAGCAAGGCGAUGAGGACUCUGUGCCAUAUUUCCCACUGGAGAAGCAUAUGGACCACUACUCCCGAACCAAAGCCAUCGCUGACCAUUUGAUCCUCAUGGCCAAUGGGACGCCUCUCCCAGGAGGAGGCUCUCUGAGGACGUGUGUGCUCCGACCCCCAGGGAUCUACGGCCCUGAAGAGCAGAGGCACCUGCCCCGCGUGGCGAGCCACAUUAAGAAGAGGUUGUUCAUGUUCCGAUUUGGGGACCGACGGACACAGAUGAACUGGGUCCAUGUCCGCAAUCUGGUGCAGGCCCACGUGCUGGCCGCCGAAGCCCUCACUGCUGCCAAGGGCCACGUGGCCAGCGGGCAGGCGUACUACAUCAAUGACGGGGAGAGCGUCAACCUCUUCGAGUGGAUGGCUCCACUGUUUGAGAAGCUGGGGUACAGCCAGCCCUGGAUCCAGGUUCCUACUUCCUGGGUUUACCUGUCAGCCACGGUGAUGGAGUAUUUGCAUCUGGCCCUGAGGCCCAUCUGCAGCCUCCCGCCGCUGCUCACCCGGAGUGAGGUGCGGAGUGUGGCCGUGACGCACACCUUCCAGAUCGCCAAGGCCCGCGCCCAGCUUGGCUACGUGCCGGACAAGUUCAGCUUCGCGGAUGCAGUGGAGCGAUAUGUGCAGUCAACAGCCGGGCGGACCCGCGGCUCCACCGCGCGGACGCUCCUGCGGCUGCUGCUCGGGCUCUUGCUGUUCCUUGGCCUGCUCGUCCUGGCCCUGCGCUUCCUAGGCCUGCAGCCGUCCGUCGUCUGA
Rangifer tarandus platyrhynchus (Svalbard reindeer) is the source of this 1266-nucleotide messenger RNA. Lineage: Eukaryota; Metazoa; Chordata; Mammalia; Artiodactyla; Cervidae. The record is from the annotation of a GenBank genome assembly.